CGGGGUGGGGGCGGCGGGGCUGGAGUCGGAGCGCGCAGGGCGCAGCGAGCGGGAGCGCGGCGGCCACUGGCUCCGGGGAGGUACCUGCGCGGCCAGCGCCCGAGGGACCCACGACACGCGAGCGGCCGCGCCCCGCGCUCUGCCCCCACCCCCGGGGCCGCGUCGUCCGCGCGCCGCCCUGCUCUGCAUGGCACAAACUUUCAUCCCGGGACACAGCACGCUGUCUCCGUGAGCCCGCGCCACGGUCGCCGCUGCUGGUCCCCUAAGACAGCUGUCGAGAUGGGUUGCAGUCUGAACAAGCUGGAGAAACGGGACGAGAAGAGGCCUGGAAACAUUUACUCAACUCUGAAGAGACCUCAGGUGGAGACCAAGGUAGAUGUGACCUAUGAAUACUGCUUUCUAGAGUUCACCACACUGACUGCCGCGGAGCUGCCGAGGUCCUCAGCCACAAGGUUAGCCUCUCUGCGGGACCUGCCUGACCAGCUCCUGGAGCUGUACCAGCAAGGCUUCUCACUGGCUGCCCUGCACCCCUUUGUGCAGCCAACACACAGGCAAGAGAAGACACCCCUGGAGCACAUCUUUAGGGCCAUCCUUGUCAAGAAAACCAGCAGGUCUCAGAAGGCCGAGCCUCACAAUGAAGGCUACAUCUUGGAAUUGGAUUACUGCUCCUCCUUGGAACACCUGGCAGACCAGAAGCUCAUCCCAGAGUUUAUUAAGAAGGUACAGGAGGCUGCAAGUCGAGGCUUGAAGUUCGUUAGUGUGGUGCCUCAGUACCGGUCCUCUGUGAGCUCAGCAGGCAGCAGGCAUCUCGCUCCUGUUGCCAACAGUGUUGAAGAUACCACGGAUGUGAGAUACACCUUUGGGGACCAUUCACCCUUGGAAAAUGAUACCCCAAAGGCUGCAGAUAUGGAUGCUGCCACUGUAGGAGUGAACCGAAGAUCAGAGCCCAACCCAGGAUCCACAGAGGAGAUACCCAGCGCCCAGCAGCCUGGAGAAGAGAAUGAGGCUGGCGAGUUUCCACUGCGGGAUUUGAGGCCAACACUGGAUGGAUCAGAGGGUGACCCCUCAAAUGGGCAUGAAGAGCUGCCCUCCAGGAAGAUGGAGAUCUUCGCCUUUUUCAACAGACCGAAGAGCCAGCAGAAGUGUCGGCAGUACUACCCCGUCACCAUCCCCCUCCAGGUCUCCAAGAACGGUCAGACAGUGAGCAGUCUGGACGCCAGCUGGCUGGAGCACAUGAGCGACCAUUUCCGGAAAGGUGGUGUGCUGGUGAACGCCGUCUUCCAGCUCGGCAUGGCUAACGAUUCCUUCUAUGGCCUGACAGAUGGAGUAUUCAUCUUUGAAGCUGUUUCCACAGAAGAUAGCAAAACCACACAGGGCUAUGACGCUAUUGUUGUGGAACAAUGGACAGUCCUGGAAGGUACAGAGGUGCAGACCGACUACAUGCCCCUGCUGAACUCGCUGGCAGCCUAUGGAUGGCAGCUCACCUGUGUGCUGCCAACACCCAUACUCAAGACUACCAGGGAAGGAAACGUGUCCACCAAGCAGAUUGUGUUUCUUCAGAGACCGUGUCUACCUCAGAAAACCAAGAAGAGGGAAUCUAAGUUCCAGUGGCGAUUCUCCCGGAACGAGAUCCACAGCAGGCAGACAAGGAAAUCCAAAGGGAAACUCAGCACCAGCGACAAGCAGGAAGCAGAAGAGAACGAGAAGAAUCUAGAAGACCAGUUCACCAAGGCUGGAGAUGUGGGAAACUGUGUGCUGGGGGCACAGCAGUGGGGCAGGGCCUCUGAGGUCAGGGAGCAAAGGCGGGGCUCCACAGCUGUGCAGAAUGGCCCUGCUGGCCACAACAGGGACUCGGUGGCCCUUAGGCACUCGAAUCCCAGAGCAGAAGCUGAGCUUGCUCAAGGCCCUGCUUCAACAGAAGCAAAUUGAGUCCGUAGUAGUUUGUACUAGGCCUCCAUUGUGAUUGCAAACCUUGGGAAGCUUGCUAGCAGCUGGUUUGUUCUGUGUUACCCUUUGGCUUGGCCUCCUAUCUUUAGCUCAAUGGCCCUGGGAGGACGGGUCUCUGACGGUGUUGUUUUCUGCACAUCCACUGGAAAGCUGUUUUAAUGGUCCACUUAUAUUAGAGUGCAAGGUUGGGCUGUUCCUCCUAGACCUCAGGGCCGGAGGCCUGGCUCUGGUCUGCCUCUUCCACAAGGGACGGGAUGGACCACAGUGCCUGUACUGCCCCACAGGGCUCCGGGGCACAUCUUGGUCAACUUCUGGGACAUCUUUUGCUACAAACCAAGGUUUUUCUUCUCACUCGUACAUGCUGCUUCUCUUGGCAAGAACUUAGUGACUUUAACCCUGCAGCCUGCCGGCUGGCCUUCUCCACCUGAACUCUAGAGACACUGCUGUUGUGGAAGGCCACAACACGAUGUUGGAGAAGAGGAGGUACCCAAGCCUCCAGCCUGUCUUAAGAUAGUUCUAUAGAUACUGGUGAUCUGGAAACAAACAGGUAAAAUUCCCUGUGCCCCGGCUCUUACAGAAUGUUCAAGAAAGUAUUCUGUGUUAAUAUUAAUGCCAAAAAAUAUUGUUCUUAAAUUUUUAAAUUUUGUCUUCAACACAUGUAUGAAUAUGUUGUCAUUUUGAGCAGUUGGUAACUGGGUGCCCUUGUGUGCUAUUUUUGUUGACGUGUCGUUGACUGAGUUGUAUGCUGUGCCUGUCACAUGUUUAUACUGUCCAUAAAGUGUUGUUAAGGCUUUAAGUAGAAGCAUCUGGCGAACCGUGGAAAGAGAACACCAGUUGUCUCAGUGGAAACAGCCCUGUCUCUUUCUUGUUUAGUUAUUUAAAGCAAUAAAUGACCUGAGUUUA
This is a messenger RNA of Grammomys surdaster, 2850 nucleotides long. RefSeq names its product raftlin, lipid raft linker 1 (gene Rftn1). The record is from RefSeq and is a predicted model, not a curated record. NCBI's taxonomy places the organism in Eukaryota, Metazoa, Chordata, Mammalia, Rodentia, Muridae. The transcript is spliced from 10 exons. The coding region runs from base 280 to 1929 and encodes 549 amino acids.